GUCGCUGACAGAAGCGUGGCUUCUUCGGGGGUUGCUCUCAGUUGGCCGAACACGCUUCCAUUAUCCUUAUUUGUGGCGUGGUGCGCCUACUGCGUUCUCUCGGUCGUCUCGUCCUCGGUCUCUUAAGUACCCCAGCAAUUCUGUAACGCGUCCUGUAUCUCGUUGAGAACCGGUCUGUGCAGCAUGCUGGCCAACAUAACGCAGGUAGAACACAAGACGUUCGACUACAUAGUGAUCGGAGGAGGAACAGCGGGUUUGGUGGUUGCCUCUCGUCUGUCCGAGGAUGCUUCUGUGUCGGUCUUAGUACUGGAGGCGGGUGAGGCCAACCUCGACGACAGAGCGAUUUUACUUCCUGGCCAGGGAAUGGUGCACAUCAACAAUCCGAAGUACGACUGGGGCUUUAAGACGGUCAAACAAGAACAUUCUAACGGGAGGGAGUAUGCAUGGCCACGUGGGAUGGGGCUCGGUGGGAGCUCAGCGAUCAACUUUCUGCUAUGGAACAAGCCUGCUAGAGAGUUCCUUGACGCGUUCGAGGAGUUGGGAAACGAAGGGUGGAACUGGGAGAGUUUCGACAAAUAUUCCAAGCGGGCAGAGCAAUUUACGGCCCCGGACCAUGACCGCGACUACUUGACGUAUGACCUCAAACACCGUGGAACGUCAGGUCCGUUGCCUGUGUCGUUCCCGACUACAAUCUCCCAACUCGAGCGGCGUUUCAUCGAGGCCAUGCAGACGUUCGGCAUCGAACGCAUCCAAGAAGCAUCGUCAGGCUCUACAAACGGGACCUCGGUGACGGCUUCCACACUGGAUCCGAAGACACACUUGCGUAGUUACGCCGCUACUUCUUACUAUGUGCCCAAUGCAGCUAGGCACAACCUGACCGUCUUGGUCUCCGCUCAUGUGGCUAGUAUUGUGACUCGGCGCAACGCGGAUGGGACUUUGACGGCGACCGGUGUCAACUUCAUUCACGGCGGCAGCAACCAUGUAGUCCAUGCUUCGAAGGAGGUGUGCCUGUCGGCCGGCGCGAUCAUGUCUCCGCAGAUUCUCGAGCUCUCCGGUAUCGGCGAUCGUCACGUACUCAACCAGGCAGGCGUCGAAGUCAAGUGCGAGCUUCCAGGAGUCGGCACCAACGUUCAGGAGCACUUGUGGUCGGGGGUGAUAUACCGUGUCAAGGAUUUCGUGGUGGAUGGUCGCCCUGUAACAACCAUGGAUCCCUUGAUGAAUCCCGCGGAAGCUCCGAAGCACGUUGCGCUCCACGCAAGCGGGAAGGGGGCACUGAACGUCUGGACGACAAGUCUCACUUUCCUACCGCUCAAUAGCGUCUGCGUAGAUGCGGACAAACUCCAGCGCACGCUGUCUGACACUAUCCUCGACGGUAUCAAGAGAAACGCAUACAACAGCGGCCUUCGCAAGCAGUACGAGUUGCAGCUGAAACAUAUCCGUGAUCAUGUCCCGAGUCUCGAAAUCAUGCUUCUGCCACGCCCAAUCGUUCGUCCUGAGAAGCCAGAUGUCAACCAGAAGCAUAUCACACUGGGUUUGGCUCUGAACAGUCCAUUCUCCAGGGGAACAAUACAUAUUGGCUCCAAUGACCCAUUGAAGCAUCCUCUCAUUGAUCCCAACCUGUAUGAUGAGGCAUAUGACAUCCAGUCCAUGGUUGAGCUUGUCAAGUUCAACAGACGAUUGGCACAAACUCCUCCAUUCAAGGAGACACUGGCUGAGGAAGUCAUGCCUGGGCCAACUGUGCAAAGUGAUGAGCAGAUUGCCAAUUGGCUCAGGAAUGUUGUGAAUACCACCUAUCAUACAACAGGGUCUUGCAGCAUGUUGCCAUUGGAGGAUGGUGGUGUUGUUGAUGCAAAGCUGAAAGUACACAACACUACCAACAUACGUGUUGUUGAUCUGUCCAUUGCACCCCUCAAUGUUGGGAGUCACACACAGGGUACAUUUUGUACUCUCUAUAGUGACUUGUCUCAUUAUUUUUGUUUCUUAGCCCUAGCCUAUGCCAUUGGAGAACAAGCUGCAGAUAUCAUCAAGGGUGUGAUCUGAUCAUCCGCAAUUGAGCUUGUUGCUAGUAGUCAUGGUCUGUGUGUGUUACAAUGUUACUCAGCAUGAGUGGUCUUGACAGUGUGCAGAUGUAUGAUAUCCUGAGGUUGUGCAGUCAAAUUGAUGUUGUUUUGUAUCUGUGU
Molecule: messenger RNA, 2180 nt
Organism: Fomitopsis serialis
Lineage: Eukaryota; Fungi; Basidiomycota; Agaricomycetes; Polyporales; Fomitopsidaceae
Product: alcohol oxidase
Exons: 25
Coding region: 184-2040 (618 amino acids)
Molecular function (GO): oxidoreductase activity, acting on CH-OH group of donors; flavin adenine dinucleotide binding
Source: RefSeq, a predicted model, not a curated record